This is a messenger RNA of Cylindrotheca closterium, 4134 nucleotides long. NCBI's taxonomy places the organism in Eukaryota, Bacillariophyta, Bacillariophyceae, Bacillariales, Bacillariaceae. The record is from the annotation of a GenBank genome assembly.
AUGUGGAAAGUGAGUUUUUGUUCUUUGGGUGAUGAUGCUAAUUGCGGUGAAUGGUGUUUGCUAACAAAAUUAAAAAAAACAUGUCCACCCAUUCCUCUUCACGACCUCGGUAGAACCACGAUCAUCGAAAGUCUCAAGUUUGCCGUUUGUGGGGCGCUUCCACCUGGAAACAAGUCCGGUCAAGCUUUCGUUCACGAUCCCAACAGUAUUGGGCAGUCCAGUGUGAAGGCGCAAAUCAAACUACGAUUUACAAAUCGCGGCGGGCGAACAAUGGUUGUGCUCCGGUCAAUGGAACUCGCACAGAAGAAGAAAAACAUGACGUUCAAGCAGCUGGACGGAGUAAUUCGAAUGACAGAUGAAGAUGGUCAGCGCCAAUCUCUCAGUCACAAAUGUAGUGAAUUGGAUCGACAACUCCCCGUUCACCAAGAGGAUGCAAAUUGGCCGCUUCAAGAGGGGGCCGUUCUAAAGAAGCGAUUUGAUGACAUUUUUGAUUCAACCCGUUACACAAAAGCGCUUGAAGUGUUUAGCAAAUUGAAAAAGGAUUACACUUCGAAGGUGAAGGACCACAAAGCAGAUGUUGCCUCGUACUCAUCCCAUUUACAUGCUGCCCAAGGAUUUCAGGCUGAAGUUGAGAAGUAUAGUGACCAACUUGAGCUUGUGGAGCAGGAAAUCGAGGAGAACACUGAGGAGCUACGGCGGACUGAAAACGAGGAAAAGCGGCUCAACGAGAUUCUUGACCAACUAGAUGAAAUUCAACUCGACGUCGACGACAAAAGCAAUAGCUUACACACUUUGACGGAACUUGCAAACAAAACUCGCAAGAUGCUGGAGGAUGACCUGACAGAAGAAAAAUCAGCGAGAGAACUCAAGGAAAUGCUUCGAGACUUUGACUCCAAAUUGAAUGACCAAAUUGACGAAAUGGAUGAUCUGCAAGGGGAAAUCAGCCGAUUGAAGAAUCAAAUUUCGGAGCUGACACAAGAAGAGUCCAAGCUGCAGUCACAAUUGGGAAGGUACCAGGCUGAGAAGGAUGCACAAGUAGAGCGCCAAACUUUGCGUUGCGAAAAAGUGAUUCAAGGAAAUAAUAGAUUUGGGCUCAACUCGACACUAACUGCUUUCUCGCAAAGCCAAAGUAUGACGCAAAAUGCUUCGUUUCUAGAGGCCUCUGGACAACCUGUUCAACUAGAAAUGUCCAAAACCGAUCUGGAUGACUACUUUCGUGCACUGGGGAGAAAGACAUCGGAACUCGACGAGGAUUUGAACCGAAAAACAAAGCUUCGUCUGCAAUCGGAGGAUGAAUCGCAAUCCCAACUCGUGGACCUCAAGGGCAAGUUGCAGUCAAUCAAGAACGAACAGAAGAAGCUCAAUCAUGACAUUGACGAGGCCAAAAAGGAAUACGAGGACGUAAGCAGGCAGGUCUCACAAAUUUCGCGAAUGCGUAAGGACGAUGUCGAAGAUGCGAGAAACAAUGCUAAUAGACUCGCCGCACAAAGAGACAAGCUAAACAAAGAUCCACGGCGAAGCCAGAUUGCAACAGAGAUCCGAAGCUUCGAGGACAAGAGUGAUCGUCUUAAACGAGAUCUCGAAGAAGAUAGCGACGCUUUGCGUGACCUGCGAGAAACGGCAGAGGCACAACACGAAAUUACUGUUCUGAAGCAACAAAUCGCACGUGACAUCGAGGAUUUGAAGGAGUCUAUUCAAGAAUCUGAUUUUGCAUUGAAGAGCAGAAAUAUCGACAUACCGACUAUCGAGUUAGACGGGGAUGAAAUUGGCGAUGGUUUGAGCCAGGCGAUGGGUAAGCUCACGGAAGACGUUUCGUCAAAAUUUCAAAUUGCUGAUUCAGAGCUCCGAAAGGCCCGGGAGCAGUUCAACGCCCUCCAAAAUGUUGUCGCGGAGAAGAGUGCACUACUUACACGUGAUCAGCAGCUUGUUCACAACAAGAGGGACAAGCUGGCGAGUUUGAGCAGUGAGGGUGGUAUCAAGAAAGUUGAGAACGUUGUAUCCGAGUUGCGUCAAUUUGAAGCAUCAAAUGCUAUUGCAACGCCGCCUGAAUUGAACGAGACCAAACCGAAAGAGCUGCUCACUUACUUGGAAGAGAGGUUAGAAGCUGAAGAAGCCGAGAGUCUCGAGGGCAUACAACCAGAAGUUAUCAGCAAGAUAAUUAAACGCCUAAAGAACAAGGCAAAACGACCAGGUCAAAAAGUAGUCUGUCCUUGCUGCAAAAGAGGACUAGAUGACCAGGACUCAGUUCAAGUUUUCUCUGAACAGAUGAAAAUGCUCAUGGGCUCGGAAUCUCCAUUGCUAAAGGAUGGUGAAAAUAACAAGACAGCCAAAUCUCAGUAUCAAAAGUGGCGCAGGAUCACUACAGAGAACAUGAACGACAUCUUGGAGUACCGCCGCAUCGCGAAUGAAGUCAAUGAUAUAGAACACAAUUGCACAUCCCUAGAGACCGUAGUCGAAGAGAGAAAGGAAGAUCUUGAAACCACGAAAACGGCUCGAGAUGAAAUUUUGUCUGAGGUCGAUGGGCUGCGUAGUCUCCUGGAGUCCUGUAAGAUGUGGCAGGGUGCAUCAGAUCGCAUCAACCUCAAGAGAUCACAGGCAAUGAACAAGUGCAACACGCUGUCUAUCAGCGAAAGUGUGCACAGUGGCCGUGAUCUGAAAACGGUCGAACGAGACUUUGCCGAGAAGACUGAAAAGAAGGAUGAGUACCAGGAAAAGAUCAGUCGUCUCAACAAGGAGAUGACAAAGAUAAACAAUCAGAUGUCUUCAGUUUCGAAGCAGGCGACUGAUGCCGAAAAUUUAGCAAGAGAAAAGGAAGAGAAGUUUGCUGGAAUCCGAAAGCUGUCCGAUCGCAAGAAAGCUUUGAAUGAAAGAAUUUCCAAAACUUCAAAAGAACUUCUUGAGCUCGGGGAUAACAUUAAACCAAUCAAGGACAAGAUAGCAAAAAAGGAAUCAGAGAGAGAAAAAAUGAGAAAACAUACUAUGGAAGAAGAGAAUGAAAUCAGGAAAACCACCGAGCAGCUCAAGAUGUUCGAAAAUGAAUUUCGAGAACUCCAACGACAGAUUGACGAUUUUGAUUCAAGGAAUGAAGUUAAUGCUCUAGAACGCAUUGAGAACCAAAUCGAGGGGUUUCAAUCAAAGCGAAAGGAGAAAGAGGCCAAUGUAGCAAAAAUCCAACCACAUUUGGAACGGCUGAAGAAAGCAUUGGAUGACCAGGAACGACACAAAAAGAAUCUGAAUGAGAAUAUAAACCUGCUUGAUCUCAAUGCUCAAAUUCGAGACCUCGAAAGGGAGCUAGAGAACCUUCAGGAGGGCACGAAGCAAAUCAAGGGGCGUGACACUGCCAAGGAUGAUAUUGACAAUCUACAGAGGCGAAAAAACAAACUUGCUCAACAAAAUGCAAGGCUAGAAGGAAGAAGAGGCGAAAUUCACGAGAAUAUUCGAAGUUUCAAGCGGAAGCUGUCGCAACCAGAGUACCGGAGCGUAGACGAGGAGUACAGGAUAGCUUCGAUUAAGCACGACACCACGGAGAUGGCAGUUCGAGAUAUUGGAAAAUAUCAUGCAGCUCUUGACAAAGCCCUGCAGCGGUUCCACAGUCUCAAGAUUGCCGAAAUAAACACUAUCAUUAGAGAUCUAUGGAAUCUAACGUACAAGGGAGAAGACAUCACGAGUAUUGCACUCGUCUCUGGGAAGGACACUGGGUCUCGUUCAACCCGUUCGUAUAACUACAGAGUUGUCAUGACCAAAGGUACCACAGAGCUUGAUAUGCGAGGUCGCUGCAGUGCUGGACAGAGAGUUCUGGCAAGUAUUGUCAUUAGGUUGGCCCUUGCAGAGACUUUCUGUGUCAACUGUGGGUGCAUUGCUCUUGACGAACCCACUGUGAACUUAGACUAUCGAAACAAGAAGGGUUUGGCAGUUGCAUUGGCUCAAAUCAUUGCUUCCCGUGCAAAGCAGAGAAACUUUCAGCUGAUCAUGAUUACGCAUGAUGAGGACUUCGUUGCAAUCAUGAAGACAGAGUUGGCCUCCCAGACGGGAUUUUCGAUGCCUGAAAAGUACUUCCAAGUUAGGCGUGAGGAGGGAGCAGAUGGAAAGUUCUACUCCAAGAUUGAUGCGAUCGACUGGGAGGAACUAGUUUAG